Myotis brandtii (Brandt's bat) is the source of this 2767-nucleotide messenger RNA. It is a transcript of the gene ZMYM5, whose product is annotated as zinc finger, MYM-type 5. Gene Ontology annotation, molecular function: zinc ion binding. The coding region runs from base 387 to 2246 and encodes 619 amino acids. The transcript is spliced from 9 exons. The record is from RefSeq and is a predicted model, not a curated record. NCBI's taxonomy places the organism in Eukaryota, Metazoa, Chordata, Mammalia, Chiroptera, Vespertilionidae.
CUGGGAGGCAGGGCCUGCCCCGGCCUGGUCGCGCUGUCGCCGCCUCCCGCUCUCAGAGGUAACCCGGCGACUGCCUGGAGUGGGCUGGACCAGGAAUUACUUUCUGGCCAAUCUGGUGACGCUUUGGCAGAAAUUAAGAAGGAAAAUAUCCCCCUUAAGAGCAAAAAGCUAAUUGCUUGGAUGGACCCUGUCACCAGAGCCCUGCCAGGCAAACACCUGGGAAAGUGCUGGGAGUGGGUGCCAUUGAUGCUUAAUACCACUGAUAUUCUCUAAAGUUCCAAAAUAGGACUUAAAGGUAGUUGUUGUUUUUUUUUGUCAUAGACACAUGUUCAGUGGGAGAAUUGGACUUGACUGAACAGACUUCUGUGUUAUUAGGGAGUAAAGCCAUGGCAACUAGUCUCACGGGCGUAGGAAAUUCAUUUGGUCAUCCAACUAGUACUUUAGUUAAUAGAUCGAGAAACUCAUCGGUGCAAGACAAUGAUGAUGAUGUUGUGUUUAUUGAAUCUAUACAUCCUCCUUCAACUUCUUCAGCAAUAGUUGAUCAAAACAAUUUUAUAUUUGCUUCAUCAAGAAAUGAAAAACUACAAGGAAAUGAUUCCCUAAUUCCUCCCUCAAGAGAUUUGGCUUCUCAAAAGGGAUAUAUAAGUGAGACUAUUAUUAUUGAUGAUGAAGAGGACAUAGAAACAAAUGGAGGGAAAAAGAAUUCUUUCAGUUUUAUUGAAUGGGGACUUCCAGGAACUAAAAACAGAACCAAAGAUGUGGACUUCUCCACUUCCAGUCUUUCAAGAAGAAAGACCAAGACUGCAGUAGGACCUUUUAAUCCUGGUAGGAUGAAUGUGGCAGGAAAUGAAUUUCAGAAAGGAGAACUUGCGACUCAUCAUAGUCCUGAUUCUUGGAUCUCCCAGUCAGCAUCAUUUCCGCGUAAUCAGAAACAGCCAGGGAUGGAUUCUUUAUCACCAGUGGGCUCACUUCCUAAACAGAUUUGCCAGUCUUCAGCCAAACAGCAACUUACUAAACCAGCUAAAAUCACUUGUGCACACUGCAAAAAACCUUUACAGAAGGGACAAACAGCUUAUCAACGAAAAGGAUCAGCUCACCUCUUUUGUUCUACCACCUGCCUUUCCUCCUUCUCUCAUAAGCAUACUCCAAAGAAACACAAUGUAAUGUGUAAAAAAGAUGUACCUGCAAAAAGGGCUACUGUUGUUCCUCAAGUGCAGUUGAGCCAGCCCUUCCAGGAAUUCUGCAGUACAUACUGUGUGUCUCCCUACGAAGACAACCAGAGUCUCAGAAAAAGAAUUUCAAAUAAAUCAAGAUGUACAGUCUGUAGUAAACUAGCAGAGAUUCGCCAUGAAGUCAGCGUUAAUAAUGUGACACACAAACUGUGCAGUAACCACUGCUUUAACAAGUACAGGUUGGCUAAUGGUCUGAUAAUGAAUUGCUGUGAACAUUGUGGAGAGUACCUGCCUAGCAAAGGUUCUGGAAACAUUGUCCUGGUGAUUGAUGGCCAACAGAUGACAUUCUGCUGCCAAAGUUGUGCUAAUGAAUAUAAACAGAUGUUGGAAGCAAAAUCAAAGAAAAUAUCCAUAUCAGAAAACAGAAAAAGAAAUGCUAUUAGAGAAGAAAAUGAAAGGAAAUUAUAUGGAUCAUUGAAUACACUUUUGGAAAAAAUAGAGGGAAUACCAAGAAAAAAGGAAAAGACUUCAGAGCCACAGGUAUCAGCAGAGUGCAAGAUAGAUGCAUCACUAACCAAACAGGAUAUGAAUUUACCUGCUUCUGUGUCCAUCAUAGAUGAUACAUUUCAAGAGCAACUGGAAAAUAAAAAAUCUGAAGGCUCCACUCAAGCAGUUGUGCUUUCUGGAGAUCCAGGCACAUGGCCCCGAUUUUUAAAUAUUAAACAACGGAACAUUCUUAUAGAAAAUGAUCCCCCUCAAGUAAGAAAUUUUAACUUUCCAAAAGACAAUACAGGGAGGAAGUUUUCAGAAACUUAUUAUACACGAAUUCUUCCAAAUGGUGAAAAAACCCCUAGAUCCUGGUUGCUUUAUUCAACCUCAAAAGAUUCUGUGUUUUGUCUAUAUUGCAAACUCUUUGAGGGAGGAAAAAAUCAAUUGAAGAAUGAGAAUGGGUGCAAAGAUUGGCAGCACUUAUCACACAUUCUUAGUAAACACGAAGAAAGUGACAACCACAUCACCAAUAGUUUUAAGUAUUCAAAAUUAAAAUCUGAUGUGGAAAAAAAACAAAACUAUUGAAACUGUAGAACACAGAGAACAUGAGAAUGAGACCAAUGAGAGUGUGCUGUUGCUGUACACGUGAUAUACCUGGUAGGAUCUUAUGUUCACUCACAGAUCUGUACUUCACAGUCAAUACCAUUGUGUUCUAAGGCUCCUACAGAGAGUAACUCAAUAGUCCAUUUGCAAUAAGCAUAAUGGCAAAGAAAUAGUAAAGAAUGUUUGUUUUCCAAAUUCUAAAGGUAUUUUGAUUCAAUAGGAAUUAAUGCAGGUUUCAGUAAACGCAGUUGUUAAUUUUUUCAAUCUAUCCACACGUUUUUAAAAUGGCAUUUGAUAGGUUUGGUUAAUUUUCUAUUCUAAGUAGAAAGCACAGAAAGAGGUAGAAAAAGGCUUAACUUUAUCAAUACCAGUUUGAACAAGAUACUUAUGUGAACAAGUGUUCUCAUCAUUAUUAUUAAAGUAAAAACAUUCAGCAGCAGUCUAAAAAUAGAGUCGGAUAUGAAACUACAGAUUUUUGCUAUUAAACCAAAUACUUGUGAUUU